UCGUGGGUGGUAGUGGUGGUGGUGGGGUUCAAUUAAAAAAAAAAAAAAUUAUUUUAUCACUUUCUUUUGUUGUCUAGUCAGACAAUAAUUUCAUCUCAUUGCGUUUUGAACAUUAAGAAGCAACACACAGUUAUAUUUUCAUGACUUAUUGACGGCUUCUCACGUAUGUUUUCUUUAAUAAUUAUCAAUGAUGUGUUUCACUGCAGGCCAUUUUAUUUACUAAAUAUAUAUUUCUUUUUUUGGUGAAUAAAUUUCGGUUGAGAGGCCAAGUUAUUUUUCUUCUCCUUCAAACAAUUUUAAUUAUAGAAUCCGUCAGUUUUUCAUCUAUAUUGUAAAUAAAAUCAUUUCCCUCAUUGAUUUAUUCAAAUGCUGCAGCAGCAUUUCACCUGAAACAGAACUGCAAAAUAACAGAACACUCAUUGGUUGUAUAGUGAUCCCACCGUUUACUUUAAAUCAUGGCAGAUGCUCUUCUUUCUACAAAAGUACAAGACAAAAUGCAGAUGUUCUUAUUUAUUUUUCUUUUGGCUGCAGCUUAUUUUGAGACCAAUGCUAAAAUAAGUAACUACCGUCGAGUGUGCUUUAUAACAAGCUGGUCUCAGUAUGUAACUGGGGCAGGGAAGUUUAUGCCAGAAAAUGUAGAUGCCACGCUUUGUACACACAUCAACUAUGCAUUUGCUAAAAUCUCAGGGAACCAAAUUCAUUUUGCUGACUGGAAUGAUGUACCUAGAGACCAUAGCAUAGGACGCUACAAGGAAACUGUGCAGUUAAAACUUCAAAACAGCCAACUGAAAAUUUUACUUUCUGUUGGUGGAUGGAGCCUGGAGAGUCUUCCGUUUUCUGAUAUGGUCUCCACAAGAAUCAAUCGGAAAGAGUUUAUACAGAGUACAAUCAGUUUCUUAAAGCUACAUGGAUUUGAUGGAUUAGACCUGGAUUGGGAAUAUCCAGGAUUUAGAGGAGGCAGAAGUGAAGAUAAAUUUAAGUUUACCUUGCUUCUAAAGGAAUUAAAUGAAGCUUUUGUUGACGAUUCAAAGAAAACUGGGCACGAUCAAUUACUUUUGACCAUAACAGUGGCAGCUGGACAGAAACAUAUAACCAAUGGAUAUGAAGUGGCCAAGAUAGCUAAAAUUGUGGAUUUCAUCAACAUCAUGACAUAUGACUUCCAUGGAGCCUGGCAAAACAAAACUAGCCACCACUCACCUUUAUAUGCACGCCCAGAUGAAGAAGGUGAUGAACGGAAAUCAAACAUGGCUUGGGCAUCUAAAUAUUGGGUGAAGCUUGGCUGUCCAAGUCACAAACUUAAUAUUGGACUUGCACUGUAUGGAAGAGGUUACCGAUUAAAGAAUCCACUGGAUUCAAGAGCUGGUGCAAUGGCAGAUGGUCCGAGUACUGCGAGAAGGUUUAGCACUGAAAACGGUUUUAUAUCUUACUAUGAGGUUUGUCUUGAGCAAAAGGCUGGAGCAGUGGAAAGAUGGAUUGCUGGUAGCGAAGUUCCAUAUAUGGUAGUCAACGAUGAAUGGAUUGGCUAUGAUAAUGAGAGGAGUCUGACGUUGAAGGUAAAAUGGAUGAAAGAAAACCAUUUUGGCGGUGUUUCUGUUUGGGCCUUACCAUUAGAUGACUUCAAAAAUAUGUGUGGUAAAGGAAAAUACCCUUUAAUGAAGAGUAUUGUAAGAGCAAUAACAUUGAGAUCAAGAUUAACCUCAAAAAGAAGACCAAAUUUCAGAAACCCUGGAGUAUUUGAAAGAAAUGUAAGAAAAUGGUGGAGGAAUCACAAAUGAAAGGAAAGCAUUUUCAUUUUAUUACGUCUACAAAACCAAUUUGAAAAAUUUAAACAAAAAAGAAAAACCAACUCUCUUACUGUGAAAAAAAUACAGUUGAAAUUAAAUAUUUGUAACAGAAAAUAUUAUUUCGAUAAAGUAAUUUUUUUUAUA
This is a messenger RNA of Octopus bimaculoides (California two-spot octopus), 1928 nucleotides long. RefSeq names its product acidic mammalian chitinase. The record is from RefSeq and is a predicted model, not a curated record. Gene Ontology annotation, molecular function: chitin binding; chitinase activity. Gene Ontology annotation, biological process: carbohydrate metabolic process; chitin catabolic process. Gene Ontology annotation, cellular component: extracellular region. Lineage: Eukaryota; Metazoa; Mollusca; Cephalopoda; Octopoda; Octopodidae.